Molecule: messenger RNA, 1070 nt
Organism: Marchantia polymorpha subsp. ruderalis
Lineage: Eukaryota; Viridiplantae; Streptophyta; Marchantiopsida; Marchantiales; Marchantiaceae
Source: the annotation of a GenBank genome assembly
UUGUGCAAAGAGUCUGCAAUGUGAGAAGGUCCAAAGAGCAAAUGUUAUACACGACUAAGAACAGACUCUGAAAUGAGGAACAUCCAGGCUGAAGAUCGAACGAGAUGUGGAGGAAUUACUUUUCCAUCAUUGCUGAUCAAGAGAUGCUUGGAUUUGAAAGACUGUGAGAGCUUUCAACUCUGGAGAUUUGGGCUGUGAUAGUUUGAAUUCCGAGCACGCUUCCGCGCUACCAAUUGUGAUCUUUACGUUUGUGAACGAAAUUGGAGCUGUGAGAAAGAGCGAGAGAAAAUGGUCGGACCAUUCACUGGUGUGCUCUUAAACCACAUAGCUCGAGAAACAGAGAAUGUGCUGAAAACUGCACAGUUUUACAAGGAGAUCUUUGGGUUUCAAAACAUACAGACCCCGAAGGAGUUUGGAGACUCCGUUGUUUGGUUGAGCCUGCCUCCUUCUCACUCACUCCAUAUUAUCAAACGAAACCCCGAGUCAAGAUUACCGGAAAGUCCUUUUACAGCGACAGAUGAUGCCCGGCGCGACGAAAGAGCCCUUCCAAUGGCUCACCAUCUCUCCUUCCGCGUUUCGGACUAUGACGCUGCUAUUGAGCUCUUGAAAGAGAAGUCCAUUCCUUACUACGAGAAGACGCAACAAGAGGGCCGAAUCAAGCAAGCUUUCUUCUUCGAUCCAGACGGAAACGGUCUGGAGAUAGGAAAUUGGCCCAUCGAACAAUAAUUGCACAAUGUCAUGCUGUCAGCCGUUCAAGUACUUCAUCUUGAUGCUCACUUCAAGUAUACAGAGUAUUUAUUACUUUACAUGAGAAUCUGGAAAUAGUAAUCAGUGUGUUAUAAUUUGAAGCCGUGGUGAUAAAGGCGCAUCCUCUCGUGACCCACGACGAUUAGAAACCUUGAGUCGGAUAAAACACCCUGAUUCACCCUCUAUGUCACAUCCUUGUAAUUAUAAACAUCUCAAUUGUCCAAAUGCUCACAAGCGGAACUGAUGAAGCUUCCCUUCAUGAGCAAUGAAGGCUCUCUAGUUUCAUACCUUCUGCAUAAAUCGCUCGUCCUGAUUAUAAUUGC